AUGCGACUCCAAUGGGAUCUGCUUCUUGGCAUUCCUGGUCGCCAUUUUCAGCUUCACCAGAGGGUAAAAGUCAUUUGGAUGUUUCGGAAGAGGAUAGAUUUCCUUGCUGCACAAAGCUCUCUAUCAAUAUGGUAUCAAAGGAAAUACACUUCUUCUGCUUUCUCUGAUUUCCUUCUAGCUUUUCUUCUCCUUUUUCUCUUUGGUUUCAUGGGUGCCAUGGAUGAUUCUAAUCUCUUUCCCAUACAAACCAGUGAUAAUCCUGGUUUGAGCCUCGUCACUCAUCCUUUAUCUGGAGAGAAUUAUAAUUCUUGGAAGAAAGCCAUCAAGAUGGCACUUCUUGGCAAAAAUAAUUUGCUUUUGUGGAUGUAUUCAGAUGUUGAACCCGUUGAUAUACCUGCUCCCAGUCAACGCAACGGUAUUGAGCUACCAAAGAGGCAAGGGAACUGUAGAAGAAAGAAAUGUGGUGGCAGCAGUCUUUCAGAGGAUGCUGCUACUACUCUAAUAAAGUUACUUUGUGAAGGUACUCCUACAGGUAAGAAGGAUGCUGCUACUGCUAUCUUCAACCUAUCUAUUUAUCAGGGAAAUAAACCAAGAGCUGUAAAAGCUGGUUUAGUAGCCCCACUGAUUCAAUUUUUGAAGGAUGCUGGGGGUGGAAUGGUAGAUGAAGCAGUAGCUAUUAUGGCAAUCCUUGCAAGCCACCAUGAAGGCAGGGUAGCGAUCGGUCAGGCCAAGCCAAUUCAUAUUCUUAUUGAGGUUAUACGAACUAGCUCUCCACGCAAUCGAGAGAAUGCUGCUGCUGUCAUGUGGUCACUAUGCACCGGAGAACCACUACAAUUAAAACUAGCGAAAGAACAUGGUGCAGAAGCAGCACUGCAGGAGUUGUCAGAAAAUGGAACUGAUAGAGCUAAGAUAAAAGCUAGAAGCAUAUUGGAACUCUUGUAG
Messenger RNA from Glycine soja, 942 nucleotides. RefSeq names its product U-box domain-containing protein 14-like. The transcript has 4 exons. Lineage: Eukaryota; Viridiplantae; Streptophyta; Magnoliopsida; Fabales; Fabaceae. The coding region runs from base 1 to 942 and encodes 313 amino acids. Gene Ontology annotation, cellular component: cytoplasm; nucleus. The record is from RefSeq and is a predicted model, not a curated record.